AUGUUUCCUCCUUCUUCUCUUUACCACUACUCUCAUAGUCAUGAUACAUCUUCAUUCAAGAGUUUCUGGUUCUUCAUUCCAUCUACCUUAGCUCUAUUAACCUCACUUUCCAUUCUCUUCUAUGUUUACUAUACUUCAAUCAUCUUCACCAUUCAUCAUCAACACCACAACCUCCAACCUAUUUUCCACUUCAAAACACCAUCAUCUCAAACCUUACUCAACAAUGAUUCUGAGUUCAUCAAGUCUCACUCUUUCAAAUUGGAUGAUCAUGGACUACAAAGUCAAAAGGAAUCAAAUCUACAUGCAAAUGCUAUUACUCAUGGUUCACGAAAAUUUGAGGAAAACAACAAUUUGUUCCAUGAUAAAGAUAUAUUUAUGGAAGAUUAUAAGGAAAUGAAUACAAGCUUUAAAAUAUACGUUUAUCCACACAAGAAAGAUGAUCCUUUUGCAAACGUGCUUUUGCCAGUGAAAUCUGAACCUAGUGGAAACUAUGCCAGUGAAAGUUACUUCAAAAAAGCGCUUAUGAAAAGCCAUUUUAUCACAAAAGAUCCAGCACAAGCUGAUCUUUUCUUCAUGCCAUUUUCCAUAGCAAGCUUACGGCACGAUCGCCGAGUCGGCGUAGGAGGUAUCAAAGAUUUCAUUAGAGACUAUGUUCAGAAAAUCAAUCAGAACUAUCCGUAUUGGAAUCGCACCGGCGGCGCGGAUCAUUUUUACGUGGCAUGUCAUUCAGUUGGAAGGACUGCCAUGGAGAAAGCAGCAGAUGUGAAAUUCAAUGCCAUUCAAGUUGUUUGCUCGUCAAGUUAUUUCUUAUCAGGUUAUAUUGCUCACAAAGAUGCAUGCUUACCGCAAAUUUGGCCGAGAAAUGAUGUUAACUCCUUCAACCUUGUUUCAUCCAAUAGGAAAAAACUAGCUUUCUUUGCUGGAGCAGUGAAUUCUCCGUUACGGAGAAUUGUCGUUGAGACAUGGAAAAAUGAUUCGGAAAUCUUUGUUCAUCAUGGAAGAUUGAAAACACCAUACGCAGAUGAGUUAUUAGGAAGCAAGUUUUGUCUUCAUGUUAAAGGCUAUGAAGUGAACACUGCACGUGUAGGAGAUUCAUUGUACUAUGGCUGUGUUCCGGUGAUCGUUGCCGAUUAUUAUGAUCUUCCAUUUGUAGAUGUUUUGAACUGGAAGAGCUUUUCUGUUGUUGUGACUGCGUUAGAUAUACCUUUUCUGAAGAAGAUUCUGAAAGGUGUAGUUAGUUCUGGUGAGUAUUUGAAGCUAAAGAGGAAUGUGUUGAAGGUUAGAGAACAGUUUCAAUGGCAUUCACCUCCACUUGAUUUUGAUGUGUUCUAUAUGGUUAUGUAUGAGUUAUGGCUUAGACGAAGUUCUAUACCGAUUUUGUUGGAGGAUUCUUAA
Lathyrus sativus (Indian pea) is the source of this 1395-nucleotide messenger RNA. Lineage: Eukaryota; Viridiplantae; Streptophyta; Magnoliopsida; Fabales; Fabaceae. The record is from the annotation of a GenBank genome assembly.